GCACGUGCCGGGAUUGGCCUGGGUAUCCGGGAUGUUUCGGGCAUUGGGUUGGUGUGGAAAAAAGCCUGUUGAGCCCUAACCCCAAGCGGGGAAGCGGGAGGUAAAAGCACCGGUUCUGGCCCGGCGCAGGCAGCUCUCUCGCUCUUCUCCUUUGUUCUGUGCCUGCUGCCAUGUGGGCCACCCGGAGGUUAGCCCUGUGGCGGUGCGCCCGCGCUGUUGUCCCUGGGCCGCGCGCCUAUCACGGGGACUCGGUGGCCACGCUGGGCACACAGCCGGACUCGGGCUCAGCCAUCUACAAGGAAAACUAUGAACAGAUGAAAGCACUAGUAAAUCAACUCUAUGAACGAGCACAGAAUAUAAAACUAGGAGGUAGCAAGAAAGCACGAGAACGCCACAUAUCAAGAGGAAAAUUAUUAGCCAGAGAAAGAGUCGAUGUCCUUAUGGACCCAGGGUCUCCGUUUCUGGAAUUAUCCCAGUUUGCAGGUUACCAGUUGUAUGACAAUGAGGAGGUCCCUGCAGGUGGCAUUAUUACAGGCAUUGGGAGAGUAUCAGGAAUAGAAUGCAUGAUUAUUGCCAAUGAUGCAACUGUCAAAGGAGGCACCUACUACCCAGUGACUGUGAAAAAACAUUUACGAGCACAAGAAAUUGCAUUGCAGAACAGGCUCCCCUGCAUCUACUUGGUUGAUUCAGGAGGGGCAAACUUACAUCGACAAGAAGAUGUAUUUUCAGAUCGAGACCACUUUGGCCGAAUAUUCUAUUAUCAGGCAAUUAUGUCUUCUAAAAAUAUUACACAGAUAGCAGUAAUCAUGGGCACCUGUACGGCAGGAGGUGCUUACAUCCCUGCAUUGGCUGAUGAAAACAUCAUUGUACGCAAGCAGGGUACCAUUUUCUUGGCAGGACCCCCCUUGGUUAAAGCAGCAACUGGAGAAGAGAUAUCAGCUGAGGAACUUGGAGGUGCUGAUCUUCAUUGCAGAAAGUCUGGAGUCACUGACUACUAUGCUUUGGAUGAUAGUCAUGCCCUUCACUUAACUAGGAAGAUUGUGAGGAACCUAAAUUAUCAGAAGAAAUUGGAUGUUACCAUUGAGCCCUCUGAAGAUCCUUUAUUUCCUUCUGAUGAAUUGUAUGGAAUAGUUGGUACUAACCUAAAGAGGAAUUUUGAUAUCCGAGAGGUCAUUGCUAGAAUCGUGGAUGGAAGCAAAUUCAGUGAGUUCAAAGCCUUAUAUGGAGACACAUUAAUUACAGGAUUUGCUAGAAUAUUUGGAUACCCAGUUGGUAUCAUUGGAAAUAAUGGAGUUCUCUUUAGUGAAUCUGCAAAAAAGGGGGCUCACUUCGUCCAGUUAUGCUGCCAAAGGAAUAUCCCUCUGCUGUUCCUUCAAAACAUUAGUGGAUUUAUGGUUGGUAGAGAAUUUGAAGCUGAAGGAAUUGCCAAGGAUGGUGCCAAGAUGGUGGCUGCCAUAGCCUGUGCCAAUGUACCUAAGAUAACUGUCAUCAUUGGGGGAUCUUUUGGGGCUGGAAACUAUGGGAUGUGUGGCAGAGGAUUUAGCCCAAGAUUUCUUUACCUGUGGCCAAAUGCUCGUAUCUCAGUGAUGGGAGGAGAGCAGGCAGCCAAUGUGUUGGCAACAGUAAAAAAGGAACAAAAUGCACAGGAAGGGAAACAGUUCUCCAGUGCUGAUGAAGCCGCUUUAAAAGAGCGCGUCAUUAAGAAGUUUGAAGAACAAGGAAACCCUUACUAUUCCAGUGCAAGGCUGUGGGAUGAUGGGAUUAUUGAUCCAGUGGAUACCAGACUGGUCCUGGGUCUCAGUCUUAGUGCAGCCCUCAAUGCGCCAAUCCAGAAGACUGACUUUGGCAUCUUCAGGCUGUAACUGGAAUAUCAAGACUGACUUUGGCAUCUUCAGGCUGUAACUGGAAUAUUAAUUUUUGGACAUAUACCAAAAAUUAAUAUAUUAAUAGCAUUAAAAUUUUAGACUUUUCAACAUGUGAUUAUUAUAGUAAAAGCUUUUUUUUUUUUUUUAACAAAUUACAUUGUAAUUUUCUACCUUAAAAAAGGUCAGCGAAGAUAUUUAUUUGAUGAACCUCAAUUCCUUGUAAAUUUUCUUUGAUUUUUCUGUGGCUCAGCUUUACCACCCAUAAAAUGAAAAGAAUACCUACCAUUAUUUUUUCUAAACCACAAGUAGUAUGAAAAGUUCUGUAAGUUUUAAAUUCCAGGUAUUAUCAAGGCUAUUAAUAUAAAGUUGUAUUUCUACUGAAA
This is a messenger RNA of Pteropus alecto (black flying fox), 2248 nucleotides long. RefSeq names its product methylcrotonoyl-CoA carboxylase 2 (gene MCCC2). Bases 171 to 1862 code for a protein of 563 amino acids. The record is from RefSeq and is a predicted model, not a curated record. Gene Ontology annotation, molecular function: methylcrotonoyl-CoA carboxylase activity. Gene Ontology annotation, biological process: L-leucine catabolic process. Gene Ontology annotation, cellular component: mitochondrion; methylcrotonoyl-CoA carboxylase complex. NCBI's taxonomy places the organism in Eukaryota, Metazoa, Chordata, Mammalia, Chiroptera, Pteropodidae. The transcript has 17 exons.